GAAGAGGGCGAAAGUGCCACUGGAGAUAAUUGAUUAGCCACCAAUCAAUGAUAACUUGUUAGCAAUCGUCAACUCUUUGGACUUCGCCAUUUUCAGGGAGGCUCCUCGCUCCUGCGGAUCCUGACUUUGAGCGCAUCCCAUUUCGGAAUAACCCUUCCUUUUAUUUAUUUUUUUUUUUAUUUUUUACGUUACCUCCAAAGUGUUAUGUGACUUUUUUUUCCACCCAUCUACUAUUUUUUGUAAACUAUAACAUUUUAAGCAACUAAACUCUUUCUUCAAACAAUUAUGACAUCCAAAGAAGGGGCCAAAUGCGACGCGGCGGAGAACAGGAGGCGCAGCCCGCUGGACCACUUGCCGCCUCCUGCCAACUCCAACAAGCCGCUGACGCCCUUCAGCAUCGACGACAUCCUGAACAAGCCGUCCGUGAAGCGGAGCUACGCCAUCUGCGGUACGGCUCAUCUCAUCUCGUCCUCCGAGAAACACCGUCCGUCCAGCCUGCCGCUGUCCAGCCGCUCACUGCUCACGCAAACCUCUCCUCUCUGCGCACUGGAGGAGCUGGCCAGCAAGACCUUCAAAGGGCUGGAAGUCAGCGUGCUCCAGGCUGCGGAAGGCCGGGACGGGAUGACCCUGUUCGGGCAGAGAAGCACCCCGAAGAAGCGUCGGAAGUCACGGACGGCCUUCACCAACCAUCAGAUCUACGAGCUGGAGAAGCGCUUCUUGUACCAGAAGUACCUGUCUCCCGCAGACCGGGACCAGAUCGCACAGCAGUUGGGUCUGACGAACGCGCAGGUCAUCACGUGGUUCCAGAACCGCAGGGCCAAGCUAAAGCGGGACCUGGAGGAGAUGAAGGCCGACGUGGAGUCUGCCAAGGCCAUCGGCCAGGUGCCGCUGGAUAAGCUGGCCAAGCUGGCGGACCUGGAGAAGUGCGCCAAUGGCACUCUGGGCCACCCGCGCGCCGAGUCGCCCACGCGGGGAGGCUCGCAGGAUCACCCGCACGAGCUCGCUCAGAAACUGCGCAGCUCUCCGCUGUCCCCCUUCUCGGACCACACAACGAGCAAGGAGUGCUCGGAGGACGAGGACGUGGAGAUAGACGUGGAUGACUGAUGGCUCUUUCUCUCUCACACACACACACACACACACACACACACACACACACACACGCCAUGAGAGAGAGUGAUGAUGAUCCUGAAGAGAGGACUUGUAAACUUACCGCUUAUAUGAGAACAUGUACCAAAACGAAAUGACUUUUUCUAUCGGCACAGAUUCACAGUAAAGCAUGAGCGCAGAACUACAAAUAUGCAGUGAUGUAUUCAUUAGCGAACUGUUGUUUCCAUCAAAGCAAUAUGGUCUGAAAGUAACUUAUUAUAUUUUUUCACAAUAUACAGCAACGAACACGCGUGGGCAUGCACACACACACACACACAUAAAUACAGACACACGCGCGGGCACCUACACACAUACACACACACACCUGCUCAGUUGGUUUUCCUAAAAGCCCCUCCCAAACACACUCACUACUACUCCUAUUUUCCAUAUGUUUGCAUGGAAAUGCAUGAUUUGAUUUGUAAACAUUAUAUAUUUAUUUUUUUUUGUUGUUUUUUUUGUUUUUUUAUUAUUUGAUUCCAAGAGCCAAACCCCCUUUCAGUCACUGCCGGCUCUUCGUCCUCUCUGUCUCCGUUUUGACUGCAGCCUCACACUGGGAGUCCCGAUGAAGGUGGUGAUGUUCGAGAAAUCAGCCGGGUAAUAUUGCGGUGAUUUGUUUUCCCCACAAGCUUUUAGAUUAUUGUUUGGAUACAAUAGAUUUACAGUUCUAUAAAUUUCUUAUGUUUUGUACACCUGUAAGUGCCUUCCUAAAAUCAGGACAUUAUCUGAAAACCAAUGCACAGACUGUAUUGUAUAUAGGCUACGAUGGGAAUAAAAUUUGCU
Molecule: messenger RNA, 1926 nt
Organism: Girardinichthys multiradiatus
Lineage: Eukaryota; Metazoa; Chordata; Actinopteri; Cyprinodontiformes; Goodeidae
Gene: lbx1b
Product: ladybird homeobox 1b
Exons: 2
Coding region: 286-1104 (272 amino acids)
Biological process (GO): regulation of DNA-templated transcription
Molecular function (GO): DNA binding; DNA-binding transcription factor activity, RNA polymerase II-specific
Source: RefSeq, a predicted model, not a curated record